UCAAGCGAGGGAAGGAGCAGCUGGAGUCCCACACUUCGCCCUCUCUCUUCUCGAAAAAACGCACUAAAUGUAAUAACAACUCUCCAUGCGCUUCUCUGACGCUUAUGUUGUUUUUUUACGCACGUCUGCGGUCUGCUAUCGGCAGAUAUUAUCGGCGGGCUGAUGGUGUUGGUCCGGCGGAGGUUGAACACAGCAAACUGUGAGAAGGAGGAGAAAGACAGACAAGAGGAAAAACUCUGGCAGCGCCGUUUUGGAGUUGGAGUUGCAGCGUAAAAAAAAAAAAAGAAAAAAAAAAAAAGUCGCAGGCAACUCCAGAGGCACAUCUGCAACUUAGGAAGAGAAGAAGAAAGAGUAUAUUUUCCCCCCUUUCCAAAGAAGAUUUUAAAUAAAAGUCAAGGAGAGGAAACCAUCCAGAAAGAAUCGUCCCGUCUCCAUGAGGUCUUGAGGAAUGAACAAUCGCCAUGGAAACCCAGUCCCAGGCCAGUUCAGCAGCUGAGAAGAAGAAGAGGGUGGAGACCAUUGUGGCUACCAAGGGCUCAUCAGCACGCAGCGACAUCAGCGAGAAGGCGGUGGCCUCCAGCACCACCUCAAACGAGGACGAGAGUUCAGGCACGCCUUACCACCGCGAGAGGCGCAAUGCCAUCAGCUCCCAGGCCCCGACGGCCGGCGGCCCCGACAGGAGCGUGAACGAGGAGCCGUCCACCUCCACGGAGGAGAGGCCUUCGCUGCUCAAGAAGGAGCUGCACGGUUCCCUGCCCCAUCUGGCCGACCAUGCCCUGCCGUAUCGAGGCACGCUGUUCGCGAUGGACCCCCGCAAUGGCUACUUAGAUUCGCACUAUCCUGCUCCACAGUUCUUCCCGACCUUCCACCCUCCGGUGCCCAUCGACGACAGACAUACCCAGGGACGUUACAUCUACGAGCCUUCCCCCGUGCCCCCUCUCCAUGUGCCUCCGGCGCUGGCGGGCAGUCCAGCUUUCUCCGACAUCUCCCUCAUUCGGAUCUCGCCCCAGCGGAACCCAUCCGUGGGGGCCGAGUCGCCCUUCCACCCUCCGCAUCCCUACAUCAACCCAUACAUGGACUACAUCCGCUCUCUCCACAGCAGCCCCUCCAUCUCCGUUCUGUCGGCCACCCGGGGCCUCAGCCCUGCAGAUGCCCCUCACACAGGUCUGACCACAGCCGAGUACUACCACCAGAUGGCUCUGCUGGCGGGCCACCGAAGCCCUUACACCACCGACCUGCUCCCGUCUGUGGCGUCCACGGCCGGGGCGAGCACCGCCAGCGCCCUGCACAUGGAGUAUCUGCAGGCGAUGGAGAGCUCUCGUUUCCCCAGCCCGAGGCUCCCAUCACGGCCCAGCAGGAAGCGCCCCCUGCCCAUCUCGCCCCUCUCCGAGCACAGCUUUGACCUGCAGACCAUGAUCCGCAACUCGCCCAACUCUCUCGUCACCAUGCUCAACAACUCUCGCUCCAGCUCGUCCACCAGCGGCUCGUACGGUCACCUGUCAGCCGGAGCCAUCAGCCCAGCGCUGAGCUUCGCCUACCCUCCGACCCCAGUGGCUCUUCACGUGCACCAGCAGCUGAUCGGACGCCAACCGGGCAUCGUGGGCUCCGCCUUCGGCCACAGCCCCCCCCUCAUUCACCCGACGCCGGCCUUCGCCACCCAGCGACCCGUGCCCGGCAUCCCCCCGUCCGGGCUCAGCGCCAGCGAGCGCUCAGCCAUCGUCAACGACUCCUCGCAGACCAAACCUACGAGUGAAUCUGCCGUGAGCAGCACAGGAGACCCGAUGCACCACAAACGCUCCAAAAUGAAACCGGAGGAAGAGUUGCCGAGCCCCGGCGCCGUCAGCGUACAGGACCAUCCUGAUGGCAUGACUCUGGUGAAGGAGGAAGGGGACAAGGACGAGAGCAAACAGGAGCCGGAGGUGGUUUAUGAGACGAACUGCCACUGGGAGAACUGCUGCAGAGAGUUUGACACCCAGGAGCAACUCGUGCAACACAUCAACAAUGACCACAUCCACGGGGAGAAGAAGGAAUUUGUGUGUCGGUGGGAGGAAUGCUCUCGAGAGCAGAAGCCCUUCAAGGCACAGUACAUGCUGGUGGUCCACAUGCGCAGGCAUACUGGGGAGAAACCACACAAGUGCACAUUUGAAGGCUGUACCAAGGCCUACUCCCGCCUGGAAAACCUUAAGACUCACUUACGUUCCCAUACUGGAGAGAAACCUUAUGUGUGCGAACACGAGGGCUGCAACAAGGCUUUCUCCAAUGCGUCAGACCGGGCAAAACAUCAGAAUCGCACACACUCAAAUGAGAAACCCUAUGUGUGUAAAAUCCCAGGCUGCACCAAACGCUACACGGAUCCCAGCUCCUUACGCAAGCACGUCAAGACGGUACACGGGCCGGAGGCGCACGUCACCAAGAAACAGCGUGGAGAUUACCCACGCCCUCCGCCCCAGCCUCGGGAGCCUGGAGGCAACAGUCAGGGUCGGUCGCCAGGGCAACUGCCCCUGGGUGGGUACACGGACCAAAGGGAGUACAACCAUGCUACCUCAAAACAGGAUGAAUGUCUGCAGGUCAAGUCUAUCAAGACAGAGAAGCCCAUGACGUCUCAGCCAAGCCCUGGCGGUCAGUCUACAUGCAGCAGUGACCAGUCCCCCGUCAGCACCUAUCCCAGCAGUGGAGUCCAGCUUGCUGUGAGCGCCGGACGCUCGCCAGGGGAGGGGCUGGAGGAGGACGAGGAGAAAGAGGAAAAUGAAGAGGAGCUAGAGGAGUGUGAGGGUGAGCCAGCCCCCAUCAUGGACUCCACAGUCUCCACAGCGACCGCGGCCAUGCUGACCCUGCAGGCGAGGCGAAGCAUCGGCCGCCCCCUGCGCUGGAUGGAGCACAUCAAGAUGGAGAGGCUGAAGCAGGUGAACGGAGCGCUGCCCAGGCUGGGGCCACUGUCCCCUACACCGCCCCCCAAAGGCACUGCAGUACCCAACAUCCUGGGGAAGGGAUCCUGCCUGGGCAGGCAGUGGGGGGUGUCUGUUCCUCAGCCACCUGCUCCUGCUGAGCUGGGCAGCACGGAGCUAACGGUGCUCAAUUUGCUCCGAGACCGGCGUGACAGCAGCGGUAGCGCCACCAGUUCAGCCUACCUGAGCAGCAGCCGACGCUCCUCGGGCAUCUCCCCCUGCUUCUCCAGUCGACGCUCCAGCCAGGCUUCCCAGAGUGAGGGUACAAUGGCAGCCGCCCACCACCGCCGCCUCCACAACCUUAGCUCCACCGAUUCUUAUGAUCCCAUCUCCACUGACGCCUCCCGCCGGUCCAGUGAGGCUAGUCACUAUGGAGGUGGGCCAGGAGGAGGGGGUGGAGGGAUACUCUCAGGUGGGGGCUGUGGAGGUAUAGGACCAGUAGGCUUCGGAGGAGGUGGGGGGUCGCGGGGGAUGCUAAAUCUGACCCCAGCACAGCACUACCACCUUAAAGCCAAGUAUGCAGCAGCAACUGGCGGCCCACCUCCCACGCCUCUACCCAACAUGGAGCGCAUGAGCUUGAAGACUCGCAUGGCCAUGAUGGAUGAGGGUGGCAGCAACCACUGCUUGCCACCUCUAGUCAGGCCACCACGCUGCAGUGAAGGCACCAAUGGGUACAACAAUGGGUAUAUGGGGCAUGCAGGUUACAGGAGGAGGAUCCUAUAUCCUGGUGAGGGACCACUGAAUGGGAACCGGAGGGCCAGUGACCCAGUGCGGACGCAGGCUCCUGAAACUUGCAAUUUUCCCCCUGUGCAACGCUUCAACAGCCUUAAUAACCUCCAUCCUCUUCCACCUCUGGCUCAUCAUUCUACACCUGAAUCUCGUAAUUUUAGCCUACAGAACUACACACGCUCAGAGGGAAACCUGCAGAGAGGCCUGCAGCACUCACCAUACACUCCUAGCAUUGCAGAACACGCGGCCUUAGAAGCUCUGGCCAUGGAGGAUGAUGGGGAGGCUGGCUUGUUGCUUGGGGACGAGGAUAUGCUACCAGAUGACCUGGUACAGUAUCUCCACUCCCAGGUUCAGGUGGACAGUGGCUCCUACAUGCACAAUGAGGACCAAAUAGCUUCUAGCCAAAGGGACAUCUCCCAUCUAUCCAUGGAGGAGAUAGACCAGAUCCAGACUUCAGGGUUUAAUAUGACCUUCCCUGGGUCCCACAGUCUACAGCAGCAGAUCGCAGAGAGGAAGAGCCCCAGUAAGCUUCCCAUCCAGUGGAAUGAAGUGAGCUCCGGGAGUGCUGACAGGUCCCCUCAGAGGGAACAGAACCAUCUUUCACAGUGUGGAAGGUGGCCAGGCACAGAACAUGGACCUGUAUCUGCACCAUUUGGCAGGUUUGGUAACAUGGUGGUUCAGCAACAAGUUGAUUUCCAGAACAGUUGUGCCCAGGCUAAUCAGUCUCAAAGUGCUUGCUGUGUCAACCUUGGGGUGAAGCUAGAGACAACCCCUAACUCUUGCUUGGAGAUGAAAGGCACUGGUCAUAACUCAACAAACACCUUUGGCAGGCCUAACUUCUCACAAAUCCUCGAUGGGCCUCUUCCCCAGAGCUUCAAACAGCAGGCCUCCAUUGGACCUCAAAAGCAGAGCCACUUCCAGCAGAACCACAACAGCAGCACCUCUUGCCAGGUUGGAAACAACCUACUCCUUAGCAGGGCAUCCAUGGACAGCCUCCCUAGCCUCUCCCAGGGUACUGCUCUUCAUCACAAUCGGCUCACACAUGCCCCUCGCCCACCAAUCAACGGUUACAGGAAUUCGGUCAGGACCCAGCAGUACCUCAAUCCUGAGACCUCCAAUGAAAUCCAAUCUUGCCCCAACCAGCAGCAACAACUGCAGAGGAGUGGGGACCACUGUUCCCUUGCACAUCAGGUUUCUGGGCUGAAACUGGAGACCCAGGACCAUGGAUACUUAGAGCAGGCCUUUGGUGACUGCCUCUCUUACGAACCAGCAGAUCGCAAGGCCUCCUCAUUCCCUGUUCUGGAGGACCAGUGCUUGCUGGACUCCAUAGCUGAGUCUGAAGGACAAGGUGGUGGCAAUGGCAAUGGGAACUCUGUUGCCCUUCUCUCCCCUGGUGUUGACCAGGUGACCAGCACAGUGGACGGCAACGUACCUGGUGUAUUAGAUGAAGGGGUAAGUCUGGACUUUGGUGCCAUGCUGGAGGAUGGCUACGACCAGGGUAGCCUGGUCUCAGGGGUGUUGAGUCCCUCCAUCUUCCAGGGUCUGUCCAGGACAUCCUCACGCCUCACCACCCCUCGAGCAUCCGCUACCUUCCAUAGCGUGGCCCCCGGGCUAAACAACAUGGCCAUUGGAGACAUGAGCUCUCUCCUCACCACCCUCGCUGAGGAGAGCAAGUUCCUGGCGAUCAUGCAGUAGCUGCUCUCUCUCUCUGCUUUCUCCUCCCUUAGGAAAAAUGGAAAAUAGGAAGAGAAAAACUCUGGUGUAUGUGAAGAUUAAGACAAAAGUGGCAAUUAUGAGAACUUUAUUAUGUACUUAAAAGUGUUCUGAAACAGCAGUUGCCAAACCCUUUUAUUUUGUAAAAAUGUCAUCCCACACAGAAAUGGGAUGUGUCAAAAUUAUGUAUAAAUAAAUAGUUAUAUUCCUUUUCUGGAAUGAAGGCUAUUUUUGGAAGCCCUUCGCUUUGUAUAACUAUGUGAUGGUGAGCAAAAGCUCACUUCCUUGAAUCAGUAUUCUGUGUAUUGUCACUGUUUUUGCUGUACGCGCUGUUGGUAAAAAUGCAUGUACUCAAGCUAAACAUUGAACACUGUCUAUAUAAGUACAUAGACUAGCCCAUGUUGCCAAGUGUCAACCGUUCUAAUCCUACAGGUACAAUGCCGCUAAAUCCAUUCUCGUUAUAGCAGGUGAGACAUGGGUCAUUAACUUAACCGGCCCUGAUGACAACUUUAUAUAUCAUAGGUUUUAAUAAGUGGUAUAAUUACAUUUGUUGUCAUUUUGUUUCUGUAAGUUACUUUUGUGAAGCUGUAGAUGUUUCCGUGCUUCUACCAAGUUUUACCAAGUGAUGUUUUUGUCAAGAUGGUAUUGAGUCCAAAAAAAAUAAAAAAAAUGGACAACACAUCCGAGUUUUCAAGGCACCGUAGAUUGUCGUCUACUUGAUAUCUAAAUGGCUUGAUUUAGUUAGUCUGGUAAGGUACUCACAAGUGUAUAUAACAGUGUUUUCAUAUUCUGUUUGUGAUCUGAUUUUUGAUGUUGGAUUGCACGGUUGUUCAGAGCUGAUGUGUAAAUGGACAUUCUCUCCUUGAUUUGGUGCUUUUAUGUAUGCUUACACGAAUUGAUAUGAGUACUUUUAUGGUUUUAAACUGUCUUAAUGAGCAACAAUGGUCCGCAGCACACACUACGUGCUGUAAAGUAAUGUGUUUUGUUUUUAUAGGAAAUCAUCCGUAUUGUUUUCUCCAAAGCUCUUAAAUUCAGAAUGUGUACUGCCAUCAAGUAUUGCAGUGACUUUGUCAACAGUGUUAGUAUUGCCUUGCAGUCUUAUGUGACUGCACACAGAAUAUUGAGUAGUUUACCUUUUAUUCAGCGUCAAAGCAAUGAGGUACAAACUGUUUUAUUGUUCUUUGGUACUUUUGUCUUUUUUGUAGCUGUGCAUUGAUGUUGUUUUUUGUUUUUGUUUUUUUUCAAAGAAGUAGAAAUCAUUUCCUUUGAAAGAAGGAAAUUACAGAGGUAUGUGCCUUAUACCUGUCGGUAAAGAGAGAGAUCACUGCCAAUCUUCCAUUGUGAAUUAUGAAAAAAAAUAAAAACUAAACAAGUGUCUCGUGAGACCUGAAAAAGAAGAUAAAAUGACAGAACAUUUAUAUAAGAAAAGUCUGAAUAUCAGAAAAGUUAAGAUUUGCGAAAUGCAUUCUACUUUUCUUUGAUUUUUUUUUUCUGUUUUUUUAAGUUUUCACAUUUAUUGUGCUUUUAUAUAUAUUAUGUAAAUACAUUACUCUUUCUGUAGGUUUAGCAGAGGAAAUGGGGGAAGUAUCCUGGGACCAAUAAAGAACUGACUUUGAAAGCAGGGAUUCCCAGGCCCUGGGUAGAGGCCAGGCGGAUCUGGCUCAGAGCGGAGCUUCAAGUGCCCAGCGCUGCCCCUCCGCCAGAAGAGCCGCUUUGCUCUUUUAUAACUGACUACAAAUGUUUGUAUGGUUUUAAUAAAAAUGGAAAUUAUA
Messenger RNA from Stegastes partitus (bicolor damselfish), 7159 nucleotides. RefSeq names its product GLI family zinc finger 3 (gene gli3). Gene Ontology annotation, biological process: regulation of transcription by RNA polymerase II; smoothened signaling pathway. Lineage: Eukaryota; Metazoa; Chordata; Actinopteri; Pomacentridae. The transcript has 15 exons. The record is from RefSeq and is a predicted model, not a curated record. Bases 462 to 5369 code for a protein of 1635 amino acids. Gene Ontology annotation, molecular function: DNA-binding transcription factor activity, RNA polymerase II-specific; RNA polymerase II cis-regulatory region sequence-specific DNA binding. Gene Ontology annotation, cellular component: nucleus.